GGAUCCUGUCCGGAUUCUGUGGUCCUUAGAUUGAGUCAGUAAGUCGUGUCAGUCAGGGGGUGAGGAGUGGAACCUUUGCCCGGUUGUGCACCUGACAUCAUGGUUGACCUCCGUAGUGGUAAGAGUACCGUUCCACAGUCAGAAGCUGAACAGGAACGGAUCGCCGCCAUUCUGAGAGAGAGAAAGGAGAAGAAGGAGCUCCUCAAACAGGCGAAGUUGAAGGCGAUCGCUGAGGAGCAGGCGGCGAAGAAGAAAAAAUUGGAGGAAGAGAUGUUAAGAUUGCAGCAGGAGGAGGAAGAGAAAAGGAAGGUUGCCGAAGAAGAAGCAGCAGCAGAGGAGGAGGAAGUAGAAGAAGAAUCCCUUGAAAGGAGGCGUGGGGGAGAAAGAGGAGAAAGCAGCAGCACGAAGGCAGAGGAUAAGUGGAUGGAAAAGAAGAUCAGUGAGUGGGUGGCUAACUUAUCGCUGGGAGAAGAUGAGGAGGCAAUGUUGUACGUGCCUCAGGAGGAGAAAGAAGCAUUCCCCAGGGAGCUGGAAGCUAAGGAGGACCCCCUGGGACGCCAGACGAUGGAAGACGAGAAGAGAUUGGAGUGGAAGUUGCGUCUGGCAAGGGAAAAGAAGACGAGGAGGGAGGAGGCCAACCGAAUGGCCAAAGAAGUGGAGAAGAUUCAGACCGUUUCAAACUUUCAGCUUGUCUACCAACCAGCACUCUGUUGUGAUGGAUGCACCGCUGCUGUGCUUGCACUGUACGUGUCUGCUCACUCUCCGUCGUCCUGGUCCUACAGGUACAGCGUCUUGGGCAUGUUCUUGCUUAUCCAGCUCGUGGUGGUUGGUGGGGAUUGGUUCCAGCGUUACUGCAUCCCAACGUUCUUAUCAUACAUAAGAGCUCAGCGGCAGAGCCGUGAUGGUUUCAGACCUGAUGGGAGGAGGACUGGAGCUGUUGUUCUUGAUGAGGAUGGCCAAGAGAUUCAAGAAAAAAACCGUUCUUUGGAAAGGGAGUUACUGUCUGCCAAUGAUGCUGAGGAUAUCGGACGCACAAAGGGUCUGUUCUCCUCAGUGCAAGGUCAGGAUUUGAUUUCAAUACUCUAGCGACACGUGGGCUGGUGGGGAUCGAUUUACCCGGACAACGAAGAGAAGCGUGAGGCAGCAGAGUGUGAUUCUUUCCAGUUGUCCCCGCCACCUCCUCCGCUUCCCGCGCCCUCCAUGGUGUACGUUGUUGGGGUUAUAGCAGCCUUUGGAACAGAGUAGAUGCACAGCUUGGCUAUGAACAAGCAUCCUACUCUCCCCCUGACCCCUGCCCCUGGUUUUCCUCUAUUCCUUUUUCUAUCAAUUGACCCCUGCCCCUGGUUCUCCUCUAUUCCUUUUCUGUCAAUAGACCCCUGCCCCUGGUUCUCCUCUUUUUUUUUGUCCUUUUUUUUUUGAAUUUUUCCUUUUUUUUCUGUUCAUUAGCGAUAUGUCGAUCUGGGUGUGUCAUCGGUGUGAGGGGUCCAAGGUAACCUUCUCCGUCCCAUUCCAAUUCUUAUGGAUUUCAUUAAGCUGUGGUGAGAGGCUUCCGGCUGACGUGGCAUUGCUGACAGUGCCGCGUCAGCACUCCUUAACAAAGCUUAGGACGGGGU
Chara braunii is the source of this 1613-nucleotide messenger RNA. Lineage: Eukaryota; Viridiplantae; Streptophyta; Charophyceae; Charales; Characeae. The record is from the annotation of a GenBank genome assembly.